Molecule: messenger RNA, 1488 nt
Organism: Coffea eugenioides
Lineage: Eukaryota; Viridiplantae; Streptophyta; Magnoliopsida; Gentianales; Rubiaceae
Product: 7-deoxyloganetic acid glucosyltransferase-like
Exons: 2
Coding region: 1-1488 (495 amino acids)
Molecular function (GO): UDP-glycosyltransferase activity
Source: RefSeq, a predicted model, not a curated record
AUGGAUCAUCCAGAUGAACUUGUUCCCCACGUACUAAUCUUCCCUUUACCCAUUCAAAGUCCUGUGAAUAGUAUGCUGAAGCUAGCCGAACUUUUGUGCCUUGCUGGGCUUCACGUAACAUUCCUCAACACAAAGCACAACCACAAUCGUCUCCUGCGUUGCACGAAUAUUCACUCUCGUUUAGAUCAAUAUCAAGGAAGAUUCCACCUGGAAAACGUCGAUGAUGGCCUUCCAGAUGAAGAUCCUCGUACUGCUGAACAGUUUACAGAGAUUCUCGAUUCUUUGCAGAGUGUGGCUGAGCCUUUCUUAACUGAGGUACUGAGCGGUGAACGUUUUAGUUGUAACAGUAGUAAACGGCCUCCAGUUACAUGCAUCAUAGCCGAUGGAUUGUACUACUAUGUUCUUGAUGUUGCUGAGGAGAUGGGAAUCCCAUUCAUAUUUUUCGAAACCAUCAGCCCUUGUUGUCUGUGGGUUUACAUGUGCAUUCCCAAACUCAUUGAAACUGGUGAACUCCCCUUCAAAGGUAAUGACUUGGACGCAGAAGUAAAAAGCAUACCGGGCAUGGAAGGAUUGUUAAGGUGUCGCGAUCUUCCGGACUUCUGCAGGCGUGAUUGCAAGGCUGACCGUGGUGCCCAACUGGUGAUGGAAGAAAUUCGAAACAUUCCACGGGCGGCUGGGCUUAUACUGAAUACGUUUGAAGCCCUCGAAGGGCCCUUUCUUUCCCAUAUACAUUCUCAAGCUCCUAAUUUGUAUGCCAUUGGGCCGUUACAACUUCACCUGAAGACAAAACUUGCAGCUCAAUCCAGAGAACUACCAGCAGCUGUAUCAAACAGCUUCUGGGUAGAAGAUGCCAGUUGCCUAUGCUGGCUGGACAGCCAACCAUUGAAGACUGUAAUUUAUAUAAGCUUCGGAAGCCUCAAAAACAUAACGAAGGAUGAGUUUUUAGAAUUUUGGCAUGGAAUAGUAAACAGUGGACAAAGGUUCCUUUGGGUCAUCAGGCCAGGCUCUAUCAAUGGACAGAAGUUGGAGCAGCAUGAUGACUUCUUGAAGGAACUGAACGAAGAUACAAAAGAAAGGGGCCUGAUUUUGAGUUGGGUUCCACAAGAAGAGGUGAUAGGCCACCCGGCAAUUGGUGGAUUUCUAACUCAUAGUGGAUGGAACUCAACAUUGGAAAGCAUAAUUGCUGGAGUUCCAAUGAUUUGUUGGCCAUGCUAUGUGGAUCAGCAAGUGACUUCUAGGUUAGUGAGUGAAACUUGGACGCUCGGAUUGGACAUGAAAGAUACUUGUAACAGAUCCAUCAUUGAGAAAAUGGUUAGGGAUAUAAUUGAAAGAAGAUGUGUUUUUGAUCAAUGCGCAGACAAGUUGUCAAAGUUGGCCAGACAAAGUGUUGCGGCGGGUGGAUCAUCUCACAUUGAUUUGGACCGUCUCAUUGGAGACAUCAAAAAGUUGAGUCUCAAAGGAGAUACAAAUGCAAGUUUUCUUUCUUAG